Somion occarium is the source of this 1680-nucleotide messenger RNA. Lineage: Eukaryota; Fungi; Basidiomycota; Agaricomycetes; Polyporales; Cerrenaceae. The record is from the annotation of a GenBank genome assembly.
CCAAACUUGUUUUGGACGGUCGUUGACGCGGUACCAUUAGGCGUAUCCUGGUGGGAGUCUACGCUAUCCGUUAUCUUUUGAUCCCCCAACUUCUGCCCACAUCCAACAUCAAGUGUGCUCCAUCCCCAGUUCGUUUCUUCACCCAUCCAUCCAUCCAUCCAGAGGAACGAUGAGUGGGCCUCCACAGUCAAUCAAUAUACCAACCAAUGGUAUUACAAUCGCACUCAUGGGUGCGACUGGCACCGGGAAGUCCACCUUUGCUAAUUUGGCCUGCGGAUGGGAUGAUCUAGCGGUUGCAAGCAACUUGAAGUCAUGUACGACGGAAGUUGCGCAUACAAGAACUUUCUUUGUUGACGACUUCCCUGUCACGAUGAUCGACACACCGGGAUUCGACGACUCCAAAGUGCCGGAUAGCGACAUAUUGAAGUCAAUAGCCUCAUAUCUUGCCGCUUCGUUCGAGAAGGGAUUUAAAUUAAGUGGGAUCAUCUACAUGCAUCGCAUCUCCGACUUCAAGAUGGGUGGGAUCUCCCUUCGGAAUUUCAGCAUGUUCAGGAAGCUAUGCGGUGACCCGAAUCUGAAGAAUGUCGUGAUCGUAACGAACAUGUGGUCUGAGGUCUCUCUAGCCAUCGGAGAGGCUCGCGAACGAGAACUCAAAACCGAUGAUCAGCUUUUCAAGCCCGCAUACGACAAGGGUGCGAAGUUCAUGCGUCACGACAAUACUGUGGAAUCUGCGCAUAGUAUCAUCCGCAGUAUCAUUAAGAACCACCCAGAGGCCUUUCGAAUUCAACAGGAGCUCGUUGAGGAGAGGAAGGACAUCAUUGAUGUGGACGCUUUCGUCGUGCUAGACACAGAAAUGGAAAAGAUGCGACUCCAGCACAAGAAAGAAUUACAGGACCUAAAGCAUGAUCUCGAGCGUGCAUUGGAGAAUAAAGACAAGGAGACUCAGGCAGAACUUCGCAAGGUCCAAUCGGAAACGCUCAGUAAAUUAGCUGCGAUGGAUACGAAGCAUCAGUCCCUAUCUCGCGAAUACAAAGAGGAGAAGAGGAAAGCCGAUGAACGAAUUCAAGAGCUGAUGACCGUUAUUCAUGAAGAGCGCAAGAGAGCCGAAGAGAAUCACCGGCGGAUGGAAGAAAUGGAGGCGGAGAGGAAGAGAGAGAAUCAACAGAUGCUUCAUACGCUUCAGAUUGUGCAGGACCGGCUGACACAGCAGGCCGCCCAAGAGAAGCUGGAACGAGAGCAUCGACAAGAGUUAGAGAGCCGCGAAAGAGAGCACCAUCUAGAGUUGGAAAGAAUCCGACUAGAAAACGAGAGGCUGAAACAGGAACAAAUCCAGGCUCAUCAGCAGCGCAUGGAGAGGCAGCUGCGAGAGCUGACGGACAAACCUCAAGGGAGUGGAAAGCGGGUAGCUGCAGGUUCUGGAGACGACAAACAGAGGCGGAAUCGGUUGUCUAUUAGGCAUGGACUUCUGAAGAAAUUCUUCAAUUAAAGCCACCUUUUUCAAAGAUAAUUUGCAGACGGUCGAGCAACGCGUCGGUUUGCUGGAAAUACCAGAUAUUGAUACGUGUAUAUAGUACUCUCAGUAUGCGGAUCCCGUUACAUGAACCUCUGAUUUACUACCACAGGUUGUCAUUAACACUUCUACCACAGCACAUCGAACUGUCCUCUGCGUUUAUGAGGCAG